Messenger RNA from Oreochromis niloticus (Nile tilapia), 2602 nucleotides. RefSeq names its product protein phosphatase 5, catalytic subunit (gene ppp5c). Bases 49 to 1524 code for a protein of 491 amino acids. Gene Ontology annotation, molecular function: hydrolase activity; protein binding. The transcript is spliced from 13 exons. The record is from RefSeq and is a predicted model, not a curated record. NCBI's taxonomy places the organism in Eukaryota, Metazoa, Chordata, Actinopteri, Cichliformes, Cichlidae.
UUUCAAAAACUACACCUAACUUUGCGACCUUUACGACAGUCCAUCCCAAUGGCGUACAUAUCGGAAAACGGCAGUGAGAAGAAGAUGGCGGAGGGAGGUAAUGAUGCCGAGCUACUCAAGGAGAAGGCGAAUAAGUACUUUAAAGAAAAAGACUAUGAAAAUGCGAUCAAGUACUACACAGAAGCCUUGGAACUCAAUCCAUCCAAUGCCAUAUACUACAGCAACCGAAGCCUGGCAUACCUACGCACAGAGUGCUAUGGUUAUGCCCUGGCGGAUGCCACAAAGGCCCUGGAGGUAGACAAAAACUACAUUAAGGGAUAUUACCGCCGUGCCACCUCCAACAUGGCACUGGGCAAAUUUAAAGCUGCACUAAAAGACUACGAAACGGUAGUGAGGGUUCGACCGAAUGACAAGGAUGCAAGGAUGAAGUAUCAAGAAUGUAACAAGAUUGUGAAACAGAAGGCUUUUGAGAGAGCCAUUGCCAGCGACGAGACAAAGAAAUCUGUUGUUGACUCUUUGGACAUUGAAAACAUGACGAUUGAGGAUGACUAUACAGGCCCAAAACUUGAAGACGGGAAGGUCACAUUGAAGUUCAUGAAAGAGAUGAUGGAUUGGUUCAAAGAUCAGAAGAAACUGCACAGAAAGUGUGCUUAUCAGAUUUUGGUGCAAGUUAAAGAUGUUCUGUCAAAACUGCCAAGUCUUGUUGAAAUCACGUUAAAAGAGACAGAAAAAAUAACUAUUUGUGGGGACACCCAUGGCCAAUACUACGAUCUCCUCAACAUCUUCAAGUUGAACGGCUUACCUUCUGACACCAACCCUUAUCUGUUCAAUGGUGACUUUGUGGAUCGUGGCUCUUUCUCUGUUGAGGUCAUUCUUACCCUUUUUGGCUUCAAGCUGCUCUACCCCAACAACUUCCACUUGCUUAGAGGUAACCAUGAGACGGACAACAUGAACCAGAUGUAUGGAUUUGAAGGGGAGGUCAAAGCCAAGUACACAGCCCAGAUGUUUCAGCUUUUCAGCGAGGUGUUCCAGUGGCUUCCUCUUGCACAGUGUAUCAACAAUAAAGUACUGGUUAUGCAUGGUGGGCUGUUCAGUGAAGAUGGUGUCACAUUGGAAGACUUGAGGAAGAUUGACAGGAAUAGACAGCCUCCAGACUCAGGUCCUAUGUGUGACCUCCUCUGGUCAGAUCCACAGCCACAGAAUGGCCGGUCGAUCAGUAAGCGAGGGGUGAGUUGCCAGUUUGGGCCCGAUGUGACGGAGCGCUUCCUGGAGCAGAACAAGCUGGAUUUCAUUGUGCGUAGUCAUGAGGUCAAAGCUGAGGGGUACGAGGUCACUCACUCAGGGAAGUGCAUCACCGUGUUUUCAGCACCCAACUACUGUGAUCAGAUGGGAAACAAAGGAGCAUAUAUCCACCUCAGGGGAUCAGACCUCAAACCAGAAUUUCACCAGUUCACAGCUGUGCCUCAUCCGAAUGUCAAGCCCAUGGCAUAUGCCAACACGCUAAUGCAGUUGGGGAUGAUGUAGAGACCCAUCUAAUCUGUCUGUGACACUGAUGACCUCCCAUCGGAUCCGAACCAUCCCAGCCACCUCGUUCCUUCCAGCGCUCGGACAUGCUGUUGUUCAUGCUUAGCCUAAGGGAUCCCUCUCCCCAAAAAACUUCAGCUAGUUGUACGCAUAAAGUGUGUGGUUUAGUUCGGAUGGGAAGAGAUCACUUAGACCAGCCCAGUCCAGACCUGGAUAUACUCCUUCACAUUACCGGCUAAAACUGAAAAAUUACAAUUUCCGUUGUCCCUUUGCCUGCUCUUGUGUUCCAUCAGUGGGUACAAAAACAACCACAACAUUUUCUGACGAGUUUCCUUCAAGCUGCUUUGUUUCUAAAUAUGUGAGCUCAUCAGAUGGCAUCAUAUAGCUGGUAUUUACCAAAGAUCUGUAAUGAAAAUGAUUGUUCAGUUUUUGCAAGGUGCAUCUUGUGACUCUGAAACCUAGCAUUGUAUACUGUUGGCCUGCAUACACAGAGAUUAGAGCUUUGUAAACUGGUUGAAAAGCAGCAUGUCUAUCAGUGUUUCUCAAACCACUCUACAGUAUGUCAGUUUAUUUCUCACAAAUCCAAAAUCUUAUUACAUGUAUGAUUCCAGUCUAAAAAACAGAGAUUGAGUCUCUGGGUACACACUGAAAGGUGCUGUUUGCCAUUAGUGGUGUAUUUAGCUGGUUCAGUCACGUGCACUGCUUCCCAGUAAGGAAGAUACUGCUGCUCUCCAUGUGUUCAUCUCCUCGGUCGUCAUUGUGCCACUGACCCAGCGGUUCCCGCACAGUCCACUCUCUCCAAACUAGCUUGUAAAGCAAACACUGUUGGCACUCUAGUCUCCAAUACAUGUUCAAUUACCAGUGACUUAUUAACCCCGUAUGUGAAUUUCUUCAGUACACAAACAUCCGAAAUGCAAUCCUGUCUUGAAACGCACAGCUGCAUUGUCCAGUGGCCCUCAACUUUUUAGAUAAAGAAAUACACUGAUGUGUAUGUAUAUAUACUGUAUCAUUUAAAGAUUCUGUGUAAUGUUUGGAGAAAAAUAUUGAAUAAAAAACGCCAGUCCAGUGAUUUUAGAAA